AUGGCAGCCAACAUUGAACACAUUUUCCAAGAUUUUAUUUUGAACAAAAUCAAAGAAAUUGAAGAACAAAAGGAGGAACACACGGCGGUUGUGGUGGAGAGUCUCCCUGAAACUUGCCCACAAAAGAGCAGCUCUCCCGAAAAAGCCGACAAACGUCCACGCAGCUCCAGUCCGCACAAAAAACACAAAAAAAGCAAGAAACACAAGAGCAAGAAGAAGAAGAAGAGCAAAGGGAAGGAGCGAGACAGCAGCGACUAUGAGGACAGCAGCGGUAAACGUCGGCAGGACAGGUCUGGCACCGCGGGGGGCUCGGCAGUGACCCUGACACUGCUCUUUGACCCUGAGCUGGCGACACACGGAGACCCGGACCCAAAGCCAGUCUGCUCCAGGACUCAAAGACACGCCCGAACCCGGCCUAAAGGUCAAAAGAAGAAAGGAGCAGUAAAGAGAAAGUUCUGUGGGGGUUCUGUGGGAGUUCUGUGGGAGUUCUGUGGGAGUUCUGUGGGGGUUCUGUGGGGGUUCUGUGGGAGUUCUGUGGGAGUUCUGUGGGAGUUCUGUGGGAGUUCUGUGGGGGUUCUGUGGGAGUUCUGUGGGAGUUCUGUGGGAGUUCUGUGGGAGUUCUGUGGGAGUUCUGUGGGGGUUCUGUGGGGGUUCUGUGGGAGUUCUGUGGGAGUUCUGUGGGAGUUCUGUGGGAGUUCUGUGGGAGUUCUGUGGGAGUUCUGUGGGGGUUCUGUGGGAGUUCUGUGGGAGUUCUGUGGGGGUUCUGUGGGAGUUCUGUGGGAGUUCUGUGGGGGUUCUGUGGGAGUUCUGUGGGAGUUCUGUGGGAGUUCUGUGGGAGUUCUGUGGGAGUUCUGUGGGAGUUCUGUGGGAGUUCUGUGGGGGUUCUGUGGGGGUUCUGUGGGAGUUCUGUGGGAGUUCUGUGGGGGUUCUGUGGGAGUUCUGUGGGAGUUCUGUGGGAGUUCUGUGGGAGUUCUGUGGGAGUUCUGUGGGGAGCGCACGUCCAGCAGCCACGACCGCAGGAAGAGGAGGAGGAAGAGGAGGAGCCAGGACAGAGGCGCCUCCGAUUCUGGGGACGAAGACCGCAAAGACCAGAGCAAUGGCCCCAAUCCCCAACUGCCCGACAUCGUCCCCAAACAGGAAAGCACCAGUAAGAGCAGCAGGAAGUCCUCACACAGGAAGACCCGCUCCCGGACCAGGUCCAGGUCCAGGUCUCGCUCCUCUGCCCUGAGGACCACAACCGGGGACCACAGGAAGGCCAGGACCAGGUCCAGGACCAGGUCCAGAUCCAGGUCCAGAUCCAGGUCCAGAUCCAGAUUCAGAUCGGUGGAGAAGAAGCCCCUCUCCAGUGAUGGGCCUGUCCCAGCUCAGGCCUCCCCCACUGGGCCUGCGAGUGCCCAGGCCACGCCCAUGUUUGCCCCCGUGUUCACGCCACUGGCCACGCCCCAGGACUUGGCCCCGGUCCCGCCCCAGGACUUGGCCCAGUUCCCGCCCACAGUCACUGCCCAAGUCUCACCCGUGGUCACAGCUCAGGACACACCACAAGACACGGCCACAGUGAUGACCGCAGCCACUGCCAACACCACGUCUGAGGUCACAGCCACGGACACGCCCCAGGACACGCCCCGGGACACGCCCCGGGACACGCCCCGGGACACGCCCCAAGACACGCCCCGGGACACGCCCCAGGACACGCCCCGGGACAUGCCCCAAGACACGCCCCAGGACACGCCCGUGGUCAUUGCCCAGGAUAUGCCCCAGGACAAGGCCGUGGUCACAGCCCAGGUCCCCACAGAGGAGCACACGGAGCAGGACCUUGCCACGGGACGGCCAGACCCGGAGCCGAUCCCGUCUGAGACCAGAGAGAAGACUGCAGAGAAAACACAGGAGACCCUGAAAACUGAAGGGAAAAGUAAAUCUCAAUCAGCCUCUGUCAAGUCCAAGUCCGACACAAAAAGCAAAAGCUCUCGCACAACGUCUGCUGCCUCGCCCUCAAAGCACCGGAGGACGAGCCGAUCCCCGCACAAGAAGCGGGAGCACAAGGCCUCGCGGAGAGCCCGGUCCAAGAGCCGGUCCAAGAGCCGGUCCAAGAGCAGGUCUCCCGGCCGGAGGUCACCUGGGUGCAGGUCACCUGGGCGCAAGUCCCCCGGGCGCAGGUCCCCCGGGCGCAGGUCACCAGGGCGCAGGUCUCCCGGACGCAGGUCUCCCAGCCGCAGGAGGCGCUCCCGAAGCCGGAGUGCGAGGAGGAAGAGGUCCCGGUCCAGGUCUCGGGCUCGCAAGUCUCGGCGCUCUCGGAGCCACUCGGCGUCGAAGGAGCAGCGUCAGAGGAACCCCUACAGUCAGAGGGACCGCUGGAGGAGGGAGCCCAGCCGCUCCCCCGUCCUCAUCCUGCGCAAGAACCGCACCUCCCCCUCGGGCCGCGAGCGAGGAGGCUCCAGCAGCCCGCACCGCAUCAGCGACCUGGACAAGGGCCAGCUCCUGGAGAUCGCCAAAGCCAACGCCGCUGCCAUGUGUGUGAAGGCCGGGAUGGCCGUGCCCUCCAGCCUCCGCUCCACCGCCGCCCCCAUGGGCCUCCCUGUGGCUCUGAACCCGGCUAUGGCCAGUAUGACCGCAGCCUCCAUGACCGCCACCCUCUCCCUGCUGCCCUCCCUGAACUGCCCGCCCUCCUCUGGCGCCGGCUCGCUCAGCUCGGCUCUGGAGGAGGUGAAGAAGACGGUCCAGAAACAGGCCAACAUCAUCAGCAUCAAGGAGUUCACAGAAAAGUGUAAGAUGAUCGUGGACAGUAAAGGAGAGCUCCCCGUGGCUGCUCCACACGUCUCCGAUGAAGAGGACGAAGCCAAACCGUUCGGAGCCGCGGCGCUCAAAGAGCUGAAGGCCAUUCGCUUCAGCCUCACGAGCGUCCCGGUGCGGCCGGCGGCUCGAAGCGACGCAGGCAUCGCCAAAGAGUUCCCCGUGUCGUCGGGAUCUCAGCACCGUAAAAAGGAGGGCGAGGGGCCGAGCGCCUACGGAGAAUGGGUCCCAGUGGAAAAGGGCGGCGAGAAAAACACGGCGAACAACAAGAAAAGCUCUGCACCGUCCAAGUCCUCCACAGACGGCGCUGCGGAGGCGGAGCCUGAGCCGGAGCCAAAACCCGCCGCAGAAAGCGACAGUGUGUUCCCAGAACCCCCUCUGCAGCCCGUGGACAUCUCCCAAGCAGUGGGUGAGAGGCUCAAAGCCCAGAAGAGACUGGCUGAGAACCCGUACGACGUGAGCGCCAUGUGCAUGCUGAACCGUGCACAGGAGCAGGUGGACGCCUGGGCGCAGUCCAACACGGUCCCAGGACUCUUCACAGGAUCCACAGGGGCUCAGGUCCUCAGCUCCGAAGAACUCUCCUCCAACGGACCUCAGGCCUGGCUCAAGAAGGACCAGUUCCUGAGGGCGGCUCCAGUGUCGGGGGGCGUGGGGGAGUUCCUGAUGAGGAAGAUGGGCUGGAGGACGGGGGAGGGGCUGGGGAGGAACCGCGAGGGCACCGUGGAACCAAUCAUCAUCGACUUCAAGGUGGACCGCAAAGGGUUAGUGGCUGAAGGAGAGAAGCCGCAGAAGCAGACUGGAGGACUUGUCGUUACCAAGGACCUGAUGGGGAAGCACCCGGUGUCGGCUCUGAUCGAACUGUGCACGAAGAAGAAGAUCAUGCAGCCGGACUUUGUCAUGGUGCACCACAGCGGCCCCGACCACCGCAAGAACUUCCUCUUCAAGGUGACGGUGGGUGGAGUGGACUACCAGCCGCAGACUGCCAGCCCCAAUAAGAAACACGCAAAGGCCAUGGCAGCGACUGUGGCUCUGCAGGCUCUGGGAGAGGUCCCUGCGGAUGGACCGGGUCUGUACGCGGGCCCCGUCUUCACCGCUGCCUCCACCGGACCCUUGUUCUCCACGUGA
Messenger RNA from Knipowitschia caucasica, 3912 nucleotides. NCBI's taxonomy places the organism in Eukaryota, Metazoa, Chordata, Actinopteri, Gobiiformes, Gobiidae. The record is from the annotation of a GenBank genome assembly.